AUGCUCCUCGUCGAUAAGCACCGUCCUCGGAAGCUCGAGGCCUUGCAUUAUCAUCAAGGCCUCUCUUCUAGACUCAAGGCUCUGGCCAAUAGUGGCGAUUUCCCACAUCUGCUAGUGUAUGGACCUUCUGGAGCUGGUAAGAAGACUCGAAUUGUUGCUACGUUGAAAGAGCUAUAUGGUCCUGGUGUCGAGAAGAUUAAAAUCGACUCUCGUGUCUUUAUGACAACUACCAAUCGUAAGAUUGAAUUCAAUAUCGUCGCAUCUGUCUACCACAUUGAAAUCACUCCAUCCGACGUUGGCAAUCAUGAUCGGGUCAUUAUACAGUCGCUCCUCAAAGAAAUUGGUCAGACACAGCAGGUGGAUAUCGCUGCGAAGCAGAAAUUCAAGGUUGUAGUCAUCAAUGAGGCGGACCACCUUACCAGAGAUGCUCAGGCUGCGUUGAGAAGGACAAUGGAGAAAUAUUCCCCAAAUCUAAGGCUGAUACUGAUUGCCAAUUCUACUGCCAAUAUCAUUGCCCCGAUUAAGAGCAGGACGUUACUCAUACGAGUUGCGGCACCUACAAUUGAUGAGAUGGUUGGGGUACUAAAGCAUGUAGCUGAGUUGGAAAGGUUUGAGUUCAGUGACAAGUUGGCUAGGAGGGUUGCAGAGGAGAGCGGGAGAAACCUAAGAAGGGCGUUAUUGAUGUUUGAAGCACUUUAUGCACAAAAUGAGGUUGUUAAAGAUAACACACCAAUUCCUCCUCCGGAUUACGAGACUUUGAUCGGCCAAAUCGCGGACGAAUUGCUUGCAGACCACUCUCCAGCUCGUAUCCUCCUUGUGCGUGCAAAAUUCUACGACCUGCUUACCCACUGCAUUCCAGCCACGGUCAUCCUUAAAUUGUUGACCUUCCGUCUGGUUGCGAAAAUCGAUGACGUUCUCAAAGCUGAGGUCAUCAAGUGGGCUGCUUUCUACGAGCACAGAAUUCACCUUGGAAGCAAAGUGAUCUUUCACCUAGAAGCAUUCGUGGCAAAGUUCUUGAGAAUUUUGGAGAGUUAUUUGAUGGGGAUGGAGUUCUAGAGGGUAUAAUUGCAUGGAUAAUGGUCAAAAGUUUAGGGACGAUGAUGGCGUUUGCUUGCUUGCUUGAUGCUUUUCAUGAACAAUGGCUUGUACGAUCGAAGGUUUAUAGAUGGUCUGUACUAUCUGUUGCGAUUAGGUUGCAGUAGCAUGCA
Tuber melanosporum (Perigord truffle) is the source of this 1208-nucleotide messenger RNA. RefSeq lists its product as uncharacterized. Gene Ontology annotation, molecular function: DNA binding; ATP hydrolysis activity; DNA clamp loader activity. Gene Ontology annotation, cellular component: Elg1 RFC-like complex; Ctf18 RFC-like complex; Rad17 RFC-like complex. NCBI's taxonomy places the organism in Eukaryota, Fungi, Ascomycota, Pezizomycetes, Pezizales, Tuberaceae. The transcript has 6 exons. Gene Ontology annotation, biological process: DNA-templated DNA replication; DNA repair. Bases 1 to 1056 code for a protein of 351 amino acids. The record is from RefSeq and is a predicted model, not a curated record.